CAACUGCAGCCGGGAAGUAUAUGACGACAUGAUCCGAAAGCCAGGAAAAGAGUGUUUGCUCGAUGAGCCCCCCAAAACGUUCAGGAACAAAGAGUGUGGAAACGAGGUCAUCGAAGAAGGGGAGGACUGCGACUGCGGCCUCGAAGAGGACAUAGGAGAAGGCAUCCUGAGUCUGUUCAUGAAACCCAACGCGCAACCUUUGGCCAUGAGGCAACAGCAUGAAGAACAAGGUGAAUCAAAGGCUGAUGUAGCAUUUAGAGGAUUUAGUGAAUGUCGAAGGAAUGGUUGCUGUCAAGACGACUGUAAAAGUAAGCCAGGCAUUGACUGCCUUUUUGGACCUUGCUGCAAGAACUGCAAGGGUGCUGGGUUUGCAAAUUCCUGUAUAGGAUUUGCAGGAGAGAAGCUCAGGGGGAGCAAAGAAAGGGGGAAAUGCAGGGGACUACAAGUCCCAGCAUCCCCUGCAAACACCGUCAUUGGGGACUGA
Molecule: messenger RNA, 484 nt
Organism: Anolis sagrei ordinatus
Lineage: Eukaryota; Metazoa; Chordata; Lepidosauria; Squamata; Anolidae
Source: RefSeq, a predicted model, not a curated record